AUGGCUGCCGGGGUUAGCCCAGAACCAGAGCGCGGCGUAGAAUUCCAAGGGUAUGGAGUCCAUGCUUCGCCAGCCCAGGAGUACCAAGGCUCGAAACACCCCCCGGACGACAGCCCAAAUUUCCACGCUGACAUUUACGACCUGUACACCACCGACCCGGACGGUUACGAAGCCGACGAGGACAAUGACUUCGAGGCGACCGCAACAACGACGUCGGAGACCAUCGCUUCCUGGACAACACACAUCUCGCCGCUGUCGCCUCGGUGGGAUUCUCUAGGCUACCGGCGACCUGGUAAUUGCCUAGGUCCUGCGUCGCCAGUUCCGGGCAAUUACCACGCGAAAUCUACGAAUACGACCGACGAGUCGCGUCCCGGUGUUCACCCACUCACCUCUAGAGCUAGACAUGAAACUCACUGGUCGCCUACUACGAAGAUGAACGCUACCGAGCCGGCGCGCGUCGAUAACUUCUCGAGACCGAGGACGGCCAGCAUAAAACAGUCCUCCCACGAGUCUCCGUGGUUACGACCUGCCAAUCUGUCUUCGAUGGAAUCGGGCCAGUCCCAGCCCGAAUUCGUCGUCAACUACACCGUAUCGUGGCCGCGAGAGCGCGGCCACUCCGUUUCCUCCAACGUAUCCGCUUCCACCUUCGCAUCUGUCCCCGUUCGAGCGCCUCCCGACAUGUACGGCCGAGAAAACCAUCGCGGUAGGGGUCGGCAACCCCAGACUCCGCUCUCCCGACCCCCCUUGCUGUAUAGUCGUGCCGAGAGCAGCGGACCAACCUUUGCGAGAGAUCCUAUACCCCGAAUGGCGUCUUUGCCGUCUGAGGAGCUCAGGUCCAGCUACCGAUCCCAGCUUUCGACGUCGACGGCGCAGGGGACCCUGGCCACCGAGCGAAGCAGCGUCGCGACGAAGAGCAGCUCCAUAACAUCCGUUUACGAAGCCGUCGACGCCGUCGACGGUGCCGAUGACGAUUUUAGCCUGGACGACAUCAUGGGAAUGUACGAGAAAGGCUUCCACGAUUCCAUGCCUGAGGAUGACGAUUCGCGGCCGCCGACAGCGAAAUCAGAAUUGAGCCGGAGGAGGGCCUCGGUGCUGGAAGCUAUAUCCGGACCUUUAUUACCGCGCAAGUCGCUAAUAUCGCCGCCCGUCUCCGAAUUGACCGCGCGAAACUCGACCAACAUGUUCCACGAUUCCGAUAUGCAGCCCUUACCCGAGGAAUCUGAGGACCAGGAAGCCGAGGGGGAAAAUAAAAUCAUCGAAGCCGAAGAUGAGGGAGACGGACGCGGCAGGGCAAACAAGGCGGACCACGACAAUAGUUACCACGAUAACGAGGUCGGCAACGAUAACGGCGACGGCAACGGCGACAGAACAAUCGGCAAUGGCGAAGACGAAGUCGGUGACGAGGAGUUGCCACCACCUAUGCGCCGGCAAACCGACCUUACCAUUGCCGAAGACGACGACGAACGAGAUCGUUACGGAUUCAGGAAGAGCAACCAAUACAUAAACCGAGAGCAAUACGACGACUGGAAUCAAGGGUAUAUCGAAUACCUGGCGAGGAGGAGGAGGAAGUGGGUUGUUUUCUUGAAGGAGAACGGGCUCAUGACGGACAACCCCAACCGCUUCCCGCCUCGGUCCGCGAAAACAAAGAGAUUCGUGCGGAAAGGUAUCCCGCCGGAUUGGAGAGGAGCAGCGUGGUUCUACUACGCCGGUGGGCCAGCUGUCGUCGCAAAGCACGCUGGCGUAUACGAAAAUUUAUUGAAGCAGACAGCGAAGGAGGUGGACGUCGAGGCGAUCGAACGCGACUUGCACCGCACCUUUCCGGACAACGUCAGGUUCCGCAAUGCUCGGCCCUCGGCUACUUCUUCUGCCGCCACGACUCAUGGGAGCAGCCCGAGAACGCCGAUGAGUCCAGGGACGCCUAGGAGGCGGUGGGAGAACGCGUCUCGGGAGGACGAGAAGCCGAUGAUUUCAUCCUUGCGUCGUGUCCUCCACGCUUUCUCCAUUUACAACCCACGCAUCGGCUACUGCCAGUCGCUGAACUUCUUGGCCGGCCUGCUCCUCCUGUUUGUGGAAUCGGAGGAGCACGCAUUCUGGCUGUUGAAUAUCAUCACGCGGGUUUACCUCCCGGGGACGCACGAGAUGAACCUCGAGGGCGCCAACGUCGAUCUCGGGGUGCUGAUGUCCUCGCUGAGGGAUGCGAUGCCUAACGUGUGGGCGAAGAUAGGCGGCGAGCUGGACGGGACGGACGCCGUGCGGCCGAAAACCCGAAGGUAUAGGCACAACAAGACCGAACCCACCCGGCUCCCGCCCAUCACGCUGUGCAUGACUGCCUGGUUCAUGAGCUGCUACAUCGGGACCCUGCCCAUCGAGAGCACGCUCCGGGUGUGGGACGUAUUCUUCUACGAAGGGUCGAAGACGCUCUUCCGAAUCGCGCUGGCGAUCUUCAAGAUGGGCGAAAACGAGAUCAAGGCGGUCGGAGAUCCGAUGGAGAUCUUCCAAGUGGUGCAGACGAUACCCCGCAGACUCGUCGACGCCAACCGGCUGAUAGAGGCUUGCUUCCGGCGUCGUAACGGCUUCGGCCACAUCAGCCAGGAGACGGUGGAACAGAAGAGACAGGAGAGGCGAAUCCAAGUCAAGGCCGAGCGGGAAAAGCUGGCGACCACCUAG
Durotheca rogersii is the source of this 2667-nucleotide messenger RNA. Its product is annotated as TBC domain-containing protein. NCBI's taxonomy places the organism in Eukaryota, Fungi, Ascomycota, Sordariomycetes, Xylariales, Xylariaceae. The record is from RefSeq and is a predicted model, not a curated record. The transcript has 2 exons. The coding region runs from base 1 to 2667 and encodes 888 amino acids.